GUAGAAAGUUCUUCCAAAAGUUCGAUGUUUUUUCACUCGUAGUCGUUCCAUGCUUUCAACCACCCUCCAUCUCUGCUAAUCGGAGGAGGUAAUCUGUAAAGCAGGAUCAAGAUUCGGUAUACCUGUUCAUUGAUUUCUGUAUUUUAAUGAGUAGAACUUUUCCGGAUUUGGACUUUGAAUUCGAAACGUAAUUUACGAAGCUCCAACAAUGCUGUGCGUUCAUAUUUCUACGUCAACGUCCAUUCUUCGCUGUUGUUACACCACCGUUUCCCAUGGCGAUUUCUCUGCAGAUCCCCCGUCUUCACCUACGUGUAGACUCUGUUUCAUCGAAGAGAUUCUCCGCCGGCGGAGCUCUCCGGUGCCGGAAACCCCUUUUGGUUCGGUGCACUGCUGAUUCUUCGUCGGUCAAUCCCGAUUUCGAUGCGAAGCUGUUUUGGAAGAACUUUUCCAGAGGUGAAAACUAUAAUCGGAAAGGGUUUGGGCAUAAGGAGGAGACGUUGAAGCUCAUGAGUAGCGAGUUCACAAGUGAAGUUGUGAAUACUCUGAAUGAAAAUGGGAAUCGGUUCACUUGGGGGAAUGUUACUGUCAAAUUGGCUGGAGCUUAUGGCUUUUGUUGGGGAGUGGAACGAGCUGUGCAGAUUGCUUAUGAAGCGAGGAAACAGUUUCCGAGUGAAACAAUAUGGAUUACCAAUGAGAUUAUUCAUAACCCAACUGUUAACAAGCGUUUGGAGGAGAUGGGAGUGUACAACAUUCCUCUGGAGGAAGGAAAGAAACGAUUUGAUGUCGUUAACCCUGGAGAUGUUGUGAUUUUGCCUGCCUUUGGGGCUGCAGUUGAUGAAAUGCUUGUUCUGAGUGACAAAAAAGUUAAGAUUGUUGACACAACUUGCCCAUGGGUUUCCAAGGUUUGGAAUGCUGUUGACAAGCACAAAAAAGGAGAAUACACAUCAAUAAUUCACGGCAAGUAUCGUCAUGAAGAAACCGUAGCAACUGCUUCGUUCGCUGGAAAGUACAUCAUUGUGAAAGACAUGGUAGAGGCGACGUAUGUAUGCGACUACAUUCUUGGGGUUGAAAGUAAUGGAUUAAUCUCAACUAAAGAAGCUUUUUUAAAGAAAUUUAAGUCUGCUCUUUCAAAAGGAUUCGACCCAGAUAGUGAUCUCAUGAAAGUUGGCAUUGCUAAUCAGACCACAAUGCUCAAAGGGGAAACAGAAGAGAUCGGAAAAUUGAUCGAGAAAACUAUGAUGCGGAAGUAUGGAAUUGAAAAUAUUAAUGAUCACUUCAUUAGUUUCAAUACGAUCUGUAAUGCUACUCAAGUGCGUCAAGAUGCCAUGUACCAGCUGGUGGAGGAAGAUAUGGAUCUCAUGUUAGUUGUUGGAGGAUGGAACUCAAGCAACACCUCUCACCUUCAAGAGAUUGCAGAGGCUCGAGGAAUCCCGUCGUACUGGAUCGACAGCGAGCAACGUAUAGGGCCAGGAAACUCGAUAUCAUACAAGCUCAAUCACGGGGAGCUGGCGAAGAAAGAAAACUGGCUACCUGAUGGACAUGUUACCAUUGGAGUGACCUCCGGUGCCUCUACACCAGAUAAGGUUGUUGGAAAUGUUCUUAAGAAGGUUUUCGAGAUGAAAGGGGAAGGAACUGCGCAGGUUGAAUAGCUUGGAUAAAAGCAAACUACAGAGUAUAGCGUUACUGAACUCUUUUCUCUUCCUUUCUUUUCCAUUUUUGUUUGCUAGAUUAUGUUUAUGAUAUUAAAAAUAGUGACAUAAUAAAUAAACUUCACACAUUUAUCUUAUAAA
This is a messenger RNA of Cucurbita moschata (crookneck pumpkin), 1790 nucleotides long. Its product is annotated as 4-hydroxy-3-methylbut-2-enyl diphosphate reductase, chloroplastic-like. The coding region runs from base 273 to 1649 and encodes 458 amino acids. NCBI's taxonomy places the organism in Eukaryota, Viridiplantae, Streptophyta, Magnoliopsida, Cucurbitales, Cucurbitaceae. The record is from RefSeq and is a predicted model, not a curated record. The transcript has 10 exons. Gene Ontology annotation, molecular function: metal ion binding; 4-hydroxy-3-methylbut-2-enyl diphosphate reductase activity. Gene Ontology annotation, biological process: isopentenyl diphosphate biosynthetic process, methylerythritol phosphate pathway; dimethylallyl diphosphate biosynthetic process.